CGUGUCCGGCGGGGCGAAACCUCAGCUUCCCCUCGUCCUACCGGACCCCGGGCAGCGCCGAGUCUCGCCCCUACGUCUCAAACGUAGCGGAGGGCUUAGCCCAGCGAGUCUCUGCGGGGGAAUAAUGCGCUUUUGCUGGACGUUUUGGGAAACGCCAACUCUGUCCGUCGUUUGAUUCCGGUUGUUGUGCUCAUUUAUUUUUCUUAAUUUGAAGAAAAAAAAAAAAAAGGAUACAGCAUGGCUGUGUUUGAGAACUGCUCCGUGCUUCUGGAGCUGAAAAACUUGCCUUUCAAGGAGAAGAAGAGGGUGAAGUCGGCGGUAACAGAGAAUGGAGGCGACAUUUCCUUCGUGGUCAACAAACAGUGCUCUCUGAUAGUGACCAGUGACGCGUCCAACCUGAGCUCCAACAGGCUACGUAGCAUCCAGAGGUGCCGCACUCCCGUGGUCGGGGUGGAGUACGUGUACAGCUGCCUGGACAGAGGACUCCUUCUGCCCGUGGACGAAUACAAGCUGGACCCUUCCUCUCCGUCCGCCUUUUCACCUCCUCCUCUUCCUCCCUCCUCGCCGAGGCCAGGUCCAGUCUCACAUCACUGUGUUAUCUUUACAGGCGAGUCUGAAGGGGCGGCGAGCGCGGCAGCGGCUGAGCUGCCCAGAGGCCCAGCCAAGCCCGUGGACGCUGUCGGUCUGACCCAGAAGGCAGAGGCGCCGGUCGGGAGCGGACGCGUCCUGGAAAAGUUCAGAGUUUAUACUGAAACUGAUUCUGAUCUUCCUUCGUAUCCGGAGAAUUUCCAAGUGGCCAAGUAUUCAGUCUUUGAAAAGAUAAACAGCAACACUUGGUGUGUGCUGGAGCUGCAGAGUGUCAAAGGAGAGAGUGGACGGCGAUACCGCGUGGUCAAGUACUGGAAGAAUGAUAUGGGAGCCACGAAGGGGGCAGUGAAGGAUACGCUGGUGUUUCUGUCCACCUCAGAGGAAGCUCUAGAGGUGUACCAAGCGCUGAGAGAGACCCUGCGCGCUGCUGGUCUGCAGCCGAGGAGCAACAUCCCCCCACAGGCCUGGGACCUGGGCUCCACCGCCCUGCAGCAGCUGCUGCUGGAGGAGAGACUGAACGCAGGGAGCCUAUCUCAGGAGGUGGGCGUUUUUGUGGAGCUGCUGUGGACGGAGGCCCUGGGCUACCUAGGCAACGUCCUCGGAGUUUCAAUCGACAAGCUCAGCCUCAAUGAUGUGAGCAGGGCGGAGGGCUUGUUGCUUCAGGCUCAGAGGAAGCUAAGGGAGGCAAAUCAUACUGAGGUUGCAUCUCUCCUGGCAGAGGUUCUCACCCUGCUUCCGCACAGGGUGCCCCACUUACCUCCCAACGCCAAGCUCAUCUCUCAGAAGCUGGACCUCUGCCAGUUAAUUAGAGAUGUUCUGAACGUGAGUGAGACUACUCUGAGAAGCCCCGCCCCUUCCUGCCUGGGGAAGUACCGCGCCCUGAGGUGCAGCAUUGAGACCGUUCCCCGCACCAGCUCUGAGUUUCGGGCCGCGACUGCUCUGCUGCGGAAAAGAGAGGUGCAGAUCCAGCAGGUCCUGCGUGUCAGCAGAGGGGUGGAGCUUCAGACGUUUAGGAGUGAGCUCGGGAACAUUAGGCCACUUCUCCAUUCCUCCAGCCCCAGCAACUUUGUGGGGAUCCUGUCUCGUGGUCUGCUGUUGCCCCGUGUUGGAGUGGAGCAUCAUGGGAUAGAGAGAACAGACAUCGGUAAUCUGGGCGGUGGAAUCUACUUCAGUGACGCAGUUAGCGCCAGUUUAAAAUACUCCAAGCCCAGUGUGACAGACGGCUCUCGGCUGCUGUUGGUGUGUGAUGUGGCGUUGGGAAGCUGUAGGGACGUCCACAGGCGAGACCUCGCGCUGACCGAGGCCCCUGAGGGACAUCACAGCGUGCACGGGGUCCGCCGCACCCCUAACACUCCCUCUGAGUUUGAGGAUGAUGAGUAUGUGGUGUACAGUCCCGAUCAAGUGAAACUGAAGUACGUGGUUCAGUUCAGCAUCGAGGGAGACCAACUGAAGGAGUUCAGUCCUGCCGUCAACGCCUCCGCUGAGCCGUGUCUGCCUUCUGCUGAUCAAGAGCUCGGUUUGGAGGAUGAUGGGGUUGAGAGCAUUAAAGACCCACUGGAGGACGUGACGGCGGGACUGUUGGACAGCUCUGGUCAGCAGCUCCCUCUGCAGGCUGUCCAUGUGAAGUGCAGACUGAUGGAUCUGCUCUCGCAGGUCAUCAUUUUCCAGAAAUACACCAACGUGAGCUCCGUGCCCAUUGAGGCAAAGUAUGUCUUCCCAUUGGAUGAUUCUGCAGCAGUGUGUGGAUUUGAAGCUUUCAUCGAUGGAAAACGUGUGGUGGGAAAGGUGAAGGAGAAAGAGAAGGCUCGCAAGGAGUACAAGCAGGCCAUCGAGAGAGGUCAUGGAGCAUAUCUCAUGGACCAGGAUGCCCCCGACGUGUUCACCAUCAGCGUGGGCAAUCUGCCGCCCGGUGCGACCGUCCUCAUUAAAGUUACCUUUGUGUCCGAGUUGAUGGUCAGGGAUGGGGGUAUUCUCUUCUCCCUGCCUGGGAGCGUGGCCCCGUGGCAGGAGAGCGCGGCACUCAACCAGACCACACAGGUGACUGUGGCGAAGGUGUGUGUGACUGAUGAGGCAGCAAGUAGGAGAGAGUUCACCCUGGACAUGUCAAUCGAGAUGCCCUAUGAAAUCACCAGCCUGCGGUGCAUCACUCACAAGGUCAAGAUUAAGAGAACAGACUGUAAGGCAGUAGUGAGUGUGCUCCCAGGAGAGGUCAUGGGUGCAGAUGGUUUCGAGCUGUCGGUCACUCUGUCUGAGGUCCACCUUCCCAGGAUGUGGGUGGAGAAACACCCAGACAAGGACAGCCAGGCCUGCAUGUUGGUUUUCUAUCCAGACUUUGACCUCGACUCCGGCUCAGCAUCCGAUGAAGUGGUCCUGUUGCUGGACACGUCUGAGUCCAUGAGAGGAGAGUCUCUCCACAUGGCCCAGAGAAUCGCCCUUCAGGUCCUCAAAGCCCUCGGCCAAAACCUCAGAGUCAAUGUCAUUUUAUUUGGCACGGAUCACACAGAAGCGUUCCUGACGGCACAGCCGCUCGUUGAAGCUCGUCAGACAGCAGAGAGCUUCAUCAAGCACUUCUCCCCAGUAGGCGGCAGCACUGAGCUGUGGCGGCCGCUGCGUGCUCUCAGCCUGCUGCCUCCAUCCCGUGGCAUCAGGAACCUGCUGCUGCUGUCGGACGGCCACAUCCAGAACGCGGAGCUAACUUUGCAGCUGCUCAGAGACAAUGCUCAGCACAGCCGCCUCUUCACCUGUGGCCUAAGCCCCACAGCCAAUCGGCACAUGCUGAGAGCACUGGCCCAGGCAGGGGGUGGAGCCUACGAAUUCUUCGACACAAAAAUCAAACACACCUGGGGAAAAAAGGUGGCAUGUCAAGUGAAGCGUAUAGCAUCUCCUGGCUGCAGUUCGGUGUCAGUGAAGUGGCGGCAGUUCAACCCCACAGCGCCACCUCCUGUGCAAGCCCCCAAACAGCUCCAUGCUCUUUUCAAUGACUGUCACACCCUGGUUUACGGCUUUGUGCCACACUGCACUCAGGCAACCCUCCUUGGAAACCUGAGUGGUAAGGAGUUAAAAACCAUGGUGUCAACCAGUGAGCUGCAGAAGAGCAGGGGCACAUUUCUUCACAAGCUCACAGCAAGGGCCCUCAUCAGGGAUUACGAAGACGGAAGCCUGGAUACCAAUGAGGCUGAACAUGAGGGGAAGAAAGCGGAGUUGAAGUCCUUCAUCAUCGAGUUAAGCAAAGAGUUCUCCAUUCUGUCUCAGUUCACCAGCUUUGUGGCCAUUGAGGAAAGGGACGCAGAACAACCGGAGAAGGGUUUCACAGACAUCCCCAAGCUGAUCGCAGAAGAGGAUGUGGACUUCCUCCCCUACAUCAGCUGGAUUUUUCCUCAGGAUAGUGAAGAGGAAAAGGAAAACGCAGAUGAGGAAGGAGGGUGUUUUGAAGAGGAAGAAAAGAAUUUUGUUGAUUUGUCUGAAAGUUAUUUUAUGGAGGAAGACUACAAUGAUAUAGAGGGAAACCUAUGUUGUAUUUUACAGGGCUCAAUCUCUCCAGAUUAUUCGCCAAUGAGAGCCUCUAGGGCAUCUGUUGCAUCGCCUCUGAAAUUUCACACAGACAGUCAAGCAGUCAUUGGUGCCCCACAGGCAAAAAAAGAGGGAUGGUUCAUGAGGUCCGCAAAAGAGAAGCAUGACGAGAUGGAAUAUCUUUCAGCAGUAGAGAUACAUGACCUGGCUGACACAGUCCAAGGGAAAGUUUCCCAUACUCCUUCUCCCCCUCCCCGGCCUCAUCCCAUGUGCUUUUCUAAACUUGUGCAGACCCAAUUUUCAGACUCUCCAAUCUCUCCACCUACACCUCCGCCUCCCCCUGCUUUCAUUCAUUCUCAGUCCCCCAAGUUUGAUCCACCUCAUCCUCUUUUGCCUCGUUGCCCAGCUUCUUAUCUGGAACCUAUGAGUCACCCUGUCGUUCAUGGCAGGCCAUCUCUACUCACUCAGACAGUGGAGACAGACAAGGGUUUCGGAAAGACUGAACAGGUUUCGAAAAGUCUACAAGCUUCCAGGGGACCAAUGUCAGCAUCUCGUAAUCUGUUCUCUUUACCUAUAAUUUCCACACAGUUACAACGUGCAGCUCUUGCUGAUCGAUCAGCCGUGAGUCUUUCAAAGGGGCUUGAUUUGGAUAUGUGUCUUGGCUCAGAAGAUAUUUCCUUUGACCCUAUGGGAUGCAUGUCAUACCCGGCUGGACCUGCAUCUGCUCCAGAAUGUUCUGCAAAAUCAGUAUGGUCUCUCACAAAUGAAGCAUCUCCAAACUCCGUGACACCAGCUCAUACAACAGACUUUAAAAGCUUCUCUUUACGGAGGAGCAAACGCAGUUUUGAAGUUGAACAAGCUUUAGGUUUUGGUUUCUCUGGCUCUGAAGUUAGACAGGAACUUUUUGGGACAUCAGGGCCCCCUCUGCCUCAAGUUCAACCCCAAGAAGAGAUAUUCUCAUUUGGAGUUUGUAGGGGUAGAGGGGACGUUCAACCAAGACGCUUUUCUUUCAGGGAAGAAUUGGACCAGUCUGAACCUGCACCUGUUGAAAGUGUGCCUCAGCCUGUUUUAAGGAAGAGACUUCAGUUACGUUCAGGUCUCCGUCGAACUACAUCAGAAACUGCUCAAGGCUUUACGCAAAAAGUUGGGGAGCACCUUUUUCUCCAGUCCCUACCAGUUCAUCAUUCAUUUGAGAGAAAGUCAAGAGAUCCUGAAGUACUGGAGCUCAAAUGGACAAAGAUCUUCCAGAUGCAGCAUUCAGAGGGCUACUGGGAGUUAACCACAGAACUGGGUGAAUUAAUAAGUGUCAAUGUCGACGUCUUUGCCAACGUGUUCCUGAAAAACAAGGGCAUUCGUUCUCUAGGUGUGAGGGCGCAUGCAGACAUCCUGAGGAUGGUGGCGACUCUUCUGGUUCUGCAGCUGAUGAGGGUGGAGAAGCUGGAGGAAGGCAAACUGCUCCGCACCCUCUUCUGUCUGGACAACUCCUCUCAGCCCAGGCCCGGGCGGUGGGAGGAAGUGAAGAGGGCAGUGGAGUGGGUUUGCUGGGCUGACCAUCAGUACCCGUGUGUCUACAGCCGGCUGGAGUUUGGCUCGAGCUGGGACUCCUCCACCCGUCAGCUGCUGGGCCACGAAGGCCUCCCCCCCUUCUCGCCUCUCAGUGGUCUGAACCUGCAGAGAACCGCAGCCCCUCUACCGAUCCACUGACAAGGCCAACGUGAAUGGGAGAGCCUGAAUAGAAGACAGUGUGAGAGAAAUUCAAACCUGGUUGCCAUUUUGAGGGAUGAGAUGUCUUUUAGAUUUAUGUUUUACGUAGAGCACUUUGAACUGUCCCUGUUAGCGUUUUUACAUGCACUUAAGUAAGCAGAUACGGUCUGUCUUUCUGCAGUAAACGAAUUUCUUAAAUCCUCCUCAUGAAUAUGAGAAACACCAUUUCCUUAAUCUGGAUAGGGUAUUCAAGAUUUGCCCGGCUAAAUUUCUUUUUUUGGACAUUCACACUCACCGAACAAAUUGUUUUGUGAAGUGCAGAGCACAAUAUUUCAGUUAUUUUUUUUAAUGUUUACUAAGACAUGACAAAUUCGUAUGCAUGUGCUAUUGCAUGUGACAUUCCCAGACAGAAAAGCAGGAAGCCGUGUCUUGAAUCGUCACAGGGGUUCAAAUGAAUUGAGUGAUAUUUCCAAAGUACGGCCGGAGUAGUGGAGAAAUCUGAUGACUGACCUGCCUCACGUUUGAUUACCCGUGUAACCUGGGUCCUUUGACUGAAUUUACAUGUAGAGUGUAUUUUAAAGGUGCGGUACGGUGCCUUACAUUUACAGUACAGCUUUCUCUCUCUCGCUUUAUCGCGGGAUAUAAGUUCAAAAAGAAAGGAAACGCAAACCAAGAAAUGGCAACGCUUUACAGCAAGUGUUUGUGUACUGAUGCCUGUUAAAUGAGAUCUAACUAGCACACACAAGGGAUGGAAUCACAUCAUUUUCUAUCUUGUGGGGGGGCUCAUUCUAGAAAAUGGCUGCACACAACCUGUUUUCUAACAUCGGAAAUAAAAGCAACAUAAAAAUACCGUUUGUGACUAGAGGAACUCGAACCAACAGCUGUUCUGAGAUAAGCAGGCUGCUUUGCCACUCCUCGUUUUUUUUUUUUUUUUUUUUUUCUCUCCUAAUUUUCACCUUCCUGCAAAUCAUGUAUGUUACAAUGCGCAGCUUAUCAGAGGGUGGGGGGCUUUUUAUGAUCUAUAACCGUACUUUGGUGAUCAGUGGUUUAAACAGGAGAUGUGCAGUAUGUUACGAAAGCAAUGACAAAAAGUUAAUUCCACGUAACAGACUCGCAGUGUUCAUCAAGUGUCACUUGUGUUCUUCUUUUAUUAUGGUGGUGGUUGAUAUUGUUUCUGCGUAUGUGUGUGAUCAUGAACAGAAUAAAAGUCUGUUAAAAGGUU
Xiphias gladius (swordfish) is the source of this 7024-nucleotide messenger RNA. RefSeq names its product poly (ADP-ribose) polymerase family, member 4 (gene parp4). Lineage: Eukaryota; Metazoa; Chordata; Actinopteri; Istiophoriformes; Xiphiidae. Gene Ontology annotation, molecular function: NAD+ poly-ADP-ribosyltransferase activity. The transcript has 36 exons. The record is from RefSeq and is a predicted model, not a curated record. Bases 238 to 5802 code for a protein of 1854 amino acids.